AUGCACUCCAUCCGUCGUCGAUUGCGCCAUCAAAGUGCUCCGUCCAGCGCCGCGUUCGUUCCGAAGACGCGAGCGAAUGACGAGACGGACAAUCCACUGCGCCGUCGCGAUCCGUCGCAAGUGUCCGCCCACCGCGUGUACGAUCCAUCGUCGGGUCUCGCGUGUUUCUUAGUGGGUAAGUGCGUGCCGUGUUCGGAGAUGGAGAAGACGGAGGAAGAAAAAAUGUGCCGCGAGACGGGCUACCGGCAGGAGCUCGAGUGUCCCCGCGCGUGGACGGCCUCGACGCCGUCGCUGGUAGCAGACCCCGAAGGGGGCGGCCAGAAGCGGUUCCAGUCGUGUUUUCCCAAUACAACACUCUUUCAUGGUGUGGCAGUGCUGAAGUUUGAGGCCGUGAUGAUCGUGCUGCUGAUUGUGUCGGUCGUGUUGCUGCGGCGGGAGCGCAGGAAACACUUGAGCGCGUUCAACUUGCUGCAGGACGCUGAGUGA
Messenger RNA from Hyaloperonospora brassicae, 486 nucleotides. The record is from the annotation of a GenBank genome assembly. NCBI's taxonomy places the organism in Eukaryota, Oomycota, Peronosporomycetes, Peronosporales, Peronosporaceae.